AUGGGGCUUUUCGAUGGCGCGAUCGAUCGUCAGGGGCGGCACCAGGCCGAUCGAAGAGCCGCUGGAGGCUGCGAUCGAUCGCAUUUGCAGCAGCAGAGAGGCGGGCAGUACCGCAAUCUAUAUCCCGCUGCUUCGGCGCUGCCUGGAGCAGCGCGCGCUGCCCCAGGGCAGGCGAUUGCACGCGCACCUCCUGGAAUCCGGAUUCCUCGAGCGCAGCGCCGCCGAUCCCAUCGUCGCCAGCUACCUGGUGAAGAUGUAUGGCAGAUGCGGCAGCGUGGCGGAUGCCGAGGCGGCAUUCCGCGCCUGCGAUCCAGUGCGCACGCCCUACACCUGGAACAACAUGCUCUCGGCGUACCUGGGCAACCAUCUCCCGCGCGAGGCGCUGGAGAUCGGCAAGAGGAUGGAUCUCGAGGGCGUCCCCAGGAGCGCCUCCAAUCUGGGAACUCCACGAGCGCUAUUGCCAGUGGUGGCGGCGAGGAGGUGGAGGAGAGGCGCGUCUUCGACGACUACUCGGUGGAUUCCAAGAGGAUGGCGCUGUGGACGGCCAUGGUCUCCGGGUAUGCGCUCCAUGGGCAUAGCCGCCAAGCGCUCGAGCUCUACCAGCGCUUUCUCUCCGUAUCCAGCGAGCCCCCGGACACUGUGAUGCUGCUCAGUGCCAUCACCGCCUGCUCCAGCGCAGAGUUUCUCGACGAUGGGAGAGCCAUCCACGCGCAAAUCUCUUCCCGGGAACUGGAUCACCACACCCACCUGGGGAACGGGCUUGUCAACAUGUAUGGGCGAUGCAAGGAGCUCCACAGGGCGCGGAAGGCCUUCGAGAAGAUCACUGCCAAGAACUUGGUGUCGUGGAACGUGAUCAUCGGGGCGUAUGCCCAGGAGGGGCAUCGCGGCCACGCUAUGGAGCUCUUCCAGCGGAUGGAUCCCGAGGGGGUCGCGGCCGACGCCGUCACCUUUCUCCACGUCCUCGAUGCUUGCGGCGGCGUGGAGGCGGCGGGGGACGUCCGGAGGAUCCACAAGAAGCUGGAGCUCUCGGGCUUGGAGUGGGACGUGUUCGUCGCCUCGUCGCUCGUCAACGCCUAUGGGAAGUGCGGCUGCCUCGCCGAGGCGAAGAGGGUCUUCGACACCAUGCCGCUCAAGAACACGGUGACCAUGACGUCGAUGCUCGCGGCCUACGCACAGCACGGCCUCGGCGAGGAAGCUCUUGAGAUCUACAGGGAGAUGGAGUCGCAGGGGAGGAAGGCCGACCGGGUGACUUUCAUCAGUGCUCUCGACGCUUGCUCCAGCAUCGGGGCUCUCAGCCAGGGACGAGCGAUCCACAGCCGGCUGCUCGUGAGUGGGAUCAUCCAGCAGCCAGACGUGGUGCUGGGGACGGCGCUGCUCAACAUGUAUGGGAGGUGUGGAGUGCUCGACGCUGCAAAGUCGCUCUUUGAUGGGAUGGCGGACAAGAACACGAUCACUUGGAACGCGCUCAUGGGGUCGUAUGCUCAGUGGGGGUAUGGCAAGGAGGCGCUCAACCUCUACCACUCCAUGGACGCGCAGCCAAACUCUCUGACGUUCCUGGCGAUGCUCACGGCUUGCUCGACGGUGGGAGCGCUGCUCCAGGGCCGAGCUGCGCACGCAAGGCUGGCUCCGGCCGGGUUUGAGAAGGAAGUGGAGGUCGGGGUCGCGCUGGUAAACAUGUAUGGCAAGUGUGGCAGCCUCGAGGACGCGCUGGGAACGUUUGCGAAGCUGGAGAGGAAGACGGUGGUGACUUGGACGGUGGCAAUGCUGGCGCUGGCUCACCACGGCGAGUUUCGAGAGACGCUGCGGUUGUUCACGGAGAUGGAGCUGGACGGGGUGGCGCCGGACAGUGUCGCGCUGCUGGCGGCGCUCUUCGCUUGCAGCCACAGUGGAAAACUCAAGGAAGGGAGGAGCUACUUCACCAACAUGAUCCAGGACUACGGCGUGAGUCCGACGCUGGCGCACUACGACUGCGUGGUGGAUCUGCUGUGCCGGACGGGGCUGCUGGGCCGGGCCGAGGAGCUCAUCGACAGCAUGCCGUUCGAGCCGAGCGCCGUGACUUGGACGACGCUCCUGGCGGCGUGCCGGACUCACUCGACCCUCUACGACAAAGCAAAGGUGGCGGCGGACAAGGCUCUAGAAACGGAGCCUCACAACGCCGGGAUCUACUUCGCGCUCUCGUACAUGUACUCGGGCGUCCGGACUUACAGGCAGGAGCGGCUCAACGUCUCGGACAAGCUCAACUCGAUCCAGCGCCAGGUCGGGCGGUGCUUCAUCGAGACGAGGAACCAGAUCCACGAGAUCGUGGCGGGGGAGACGGCGGCGCAUCCUUACGCGGCCGCCGUUGACGAGGAGCUCCACCGGCUAAACAUCGAGCUGACCAUCGAGCGGGGAUGCAAGGUGGAGGAGAAGAACCACAGCGCCAAGAGGGCCGUGGUGCUGGGGCUGGUGAGCACGCUGCCCGGCACCACCAUCCGAGUGGUCAAGAACCUCAAGCUGUGCGCCGACUGCCACCACGCGAUCAAGCUCUUCUCCAAGAUCCGCGGCAGGAGGAUAAUCGUAAGGGACUACGUUGAGUUCCACCACAUCGAGAAGGGCGUGUGCUCGUGCGACGGAAGGAAGCCGGCGCUCGGCCUGGGGCUGGAUUGCUUGGUCGCUCCUCCGACUCACAUACCGGGAACUCUUUGGUGA
This is a messenger RNA of Selaginella moellendorffii, 2688 nucleotides long. RefSeq names its product pentatricopeptide repeat-containing protein At3g12770. Gene Ontology annotation, molecular function: protein binding; zinc ion binding; RNA binding. The record is from RefSeq and is a predicted model, not a curated record. The transcript is spliced from 4 exons. Gene Ontology annotation, biological process: RNA modification. NCBI's taxonomy places the organism in Eukaryota, Viridiplantae, Streptophyta, Lycopodiopsida, Selaginellales, Selaginellaceae. The coding region runs from base 1 to 2688 and encodes 895 amino acids.